CUUACAUCACGUUCGUCUACAGAGUACAUCCAUAACAAUCCCGGUUUACUUGCACCAUUUCUAUCAUCGCGACUCCUAAAGAUGCGUUUUCGUACAGAGCUGAAAAAUAUUCGCACAUUCUCAAAGCUUACAGCUGCACUUGGCUCUCUUGAGAAGAUUGCCUGGUUGCGCUUGAGCGAUGAUACUGCACGAUUCACCGUCAUCCCAGACAUGGGAUCUCAAGUAUGGGCGUAUGUAUUCUUCCUUCUCAAGCUAUGUAAUUGCUUAUAAAUCUCAAGGUCUCUUGCCAUGGACUUCAUCUUUGAUGGCUAUCACAUUCAGUCCGCCGAGGCAGGUAAUACUAUUAACUUGGAGCUUCCUCUUCAACCACUUCAACGCGCCCUCAAGUCUGCGCUUAACAGUAUCUCUGCUUCCCUACGCCUCACAAAGAAAGACGGUCUGCCAGUUCUUUCGAUGACUAUCACAACGACUACGUCAGCUACCAACCCAGCUGGGGCCGCGAAACCUUCAGGAACAGCCGCUGGUGACGACCCAUUCGAUGACGACGAAAUGUUUCAGGCAGAGCACCUCGAGACUUCAUUGAGACGAGAGCAUGAGAAGAUCAUCACGCAGGACAUACCCGUGCGUGUCCUUCAUCCCGAAACAGUUGAGACUAUCAUGCAGCCUCGAGUACGAGAACCAGAUGUCCACAUUCAACUGCCCCCUCUUCUUCAGCUCAAGGCCAUCUCAGACCGCUUCACCAAGCUUGCUAUGGCCUCUAAUUCUGGCUCUUCUGCUCAUACGAAAUCCCCAAAACUUGAGCUUAGCGCCAACAUGCACGGUGGUCUACGACUACGGAUCGCAACCGAGACUACAGAUAUCUGUAGUGUGUGGUCUAAUCUCGAAAACCCAGAGCUUGACCCCGCACAGCUCGAUUGUCCCGUGGAGGAGCAUCCAAGUACGAAGUUUCGAGCAGGCGGUCCCAAUCAUUGGGCGACUGUACGUGUCGAUGGUAAGGACUGGAGCCGUGUCCUUAGUGUUGGUCGCUUGGAAGGCAGGGUCAUUGCCUGUUUUGCUGACGACCAUGCGUUAAUCCUCUACGUCUAUGUGCCCCAGUACGAUGAUGCUACAGCGGAUGACUCUGUCGUGACAUACUAUGUACAGUCAUAUAGUAUGUGAAACACAUCAAGAUGAAUGAUGAACUUUCAUGUUUCGGGCGUUGGAGCUGGGUAGCGAUUUCUAGAACGGAUUUUUGGCAUUGAGUUGGGCGUUCGGUCAAAAGUGUAUGUCUGUCAAAGCACGCAGUAAUCAAAAAAAUCAACGGUAGAAUUCUUCAUCGUAUUAUCGUUCUUUGUCAAAUACCUCCUCGAGUCGUAAUCAUGUCUCGAUGGUAGCAUUAGGGUCUAUUCUCUUCCUGAUCCAAAGCAUUACAACUCGUCCGCUUCCUCAAUUCUUUGUGUACAGUCGCUGUUAUAGCCCCAGGCCAGCGCUCCUACAAUUCAAACCAUCGCAGAAAUACAAGACGCAACAAUAUUCUAACUAUUAAUACAUAUUGAUUCGUUCCUAGCACGAAUCCCCACAAGAACGCCAGAAAUUGACUUGGUAUUUCAAAUCCAAACGAAUAUGACACUUAUUCGUGCCUUACUUGGCCAUGACAUCGACAUAUC
Messenger RNA from Fusarium odoratissimum NRRL 54006, 1646 nucleotides. Its product is annotated as HUS1 checkpoint protein. Bases 289 to 1158 code for a protein of 289 amino acids. NCBI's taxonomy places the organism in Eukaryota, Fungi, Ascomycota, Sordariomycetes, Hypocreales, Nectriaceae. Gene Ontology annotation, cellular component: checkpoint clamp complex; nucleolus; site of double-strand break. The record is from RefSeq and is a predicted model, not a curated record. Gene Ontology annotation, biological process: nucleotide-excision repair; telomere maintenance; mitotic DNA replication checkpoint signaling. The transcript has 3 exons.